AUGAAACUGGAGACCUGCUGUUGGCAUUAAUUAUUAUAGAGAAGUCCCCUGGCUAAAUUUGACUGGGUCUACCUGACUCUACUGGCAGUUUGGCUCUUCUUGACAGUCUGGCUCUCAUCUCAGUUUGGCAGUCCUGCUUACUGGCAGUCUGGUCUACUGGCAGUCUGGCCUACUGGCAGUCUGGUCUACUGGCAGUUCGGCUAUAACUGGCUCUCCGCGGUUUCAAAUCCUACAGAUUUUCGAGGACGGGCCUGCUCUCCAUGUCACUUUUUGUAUCACUAGAGACCUACCAAAAGUGACAGAUAUUUAUAUUCGCCAUCUCAUAUCUAUGCAUCGCAGGAAGACACUCUUGCCUAGAAGGCUGGUUCAUGGUUAAAUCUGAUGUUAAUGACGAUCUUAAUUUUUCAGGAACUUGGCUUGGAGCUAUGGACUCAACUUACUUAUUUUGUUACGCUAUAGGGAAUUAUAUAAGCGGAGUCCUCGGAGAUUUAUUUCCUAUCCAUAUCGUUGUUCCUAGUGGAAUGAUCUUAGGAAGCCUAUGCUACUUCAUUAUAGUAUUUCUAGGAUAUGCAAAUUAUGGCAAUCCAUAUAUCUUUGUCAUUUUAUUUGGAAUGAUAGGUUUCUCUUUAUCUACAGUUUGGCCUUGCACAGUUUCUUUAAUGGGUCAUUGAUUCUCAAGAAAAAACACAGGAAAAAUUUUAGGCUUAUGGAGCUCAAAUUCUCAGGUUGGGAAUAUUUUGGGUGCUCAAAUGGCAACUAUUAUUUUAUCUCUAUUAAACUCUUCAUGGGAAAUUGUUAUAAUUGUAACUACAAUUUUUCUGCUAUCUAUUGGGGUUAUAUUUUUCUUCACUGUAAAAGAAAGACCUGAUUCAAAAUGGCUGCAAAAUCAACAAGUUUUGUUAGAUGAAGAAAAAGAUAAUAGCAGUCAGGAGCAGCCUUCACUUUCUUUUAUUCAAGCAUGGAUGCUCCCAAGAGUUGCAGUAUAUGCAUUGACUUAUGCUUGUGUAAAAUUGCUUAACUAUUCUAUGCUUAUGUGAUUGCCUUUUAUAUUAGACAAACACAUCAAUGUCAACAAGAACUUAAUAGGGGCCAUGGCAAAUUUAUACGACAUCGGAGGCUUGGUAGGUGGCUUUAUAUUUGGAUGAAUCACAGAUAGACUUGGCUAUAGAGCUCCGACUAUAUGCUCAAUGCUUUUAGGAGCCCUGCCUAUUUUUGGGAUAAUUCAGCUGAUGACUCCAAGCACUUGGUGGAUGUUCUUUUUCAUAACGUUUUUAUUGGGAUGCCUUGUAAGUGCUUCUGAUAAUUUAAUUUCAGGAGCAGUUGCUAUUGAUCUUGGAAGAGGAGAAAGUAUCCAACUAAUGCUGAGAAUCACAAUAUAAGGAAUUAUUAUUUUAAAAAUUUAUUCAAAGAUAAAUAGCAUAGUAUUGGAAAAGAUGAAAACGCUGUUGCUAAAGUUACAGGAAUUAUCGAUGGCACUGGGGCGCUAGGUGCAGCGAGUGGGCAGAUUUUUAUUGGAUACUUAUCGGAUAUAGAUUGAAGCUUUUUAUUUGCUUUUAUGCUUUUAGUAAACAUCUGCGCAGUCAGUUUACUAGUUAAAUAUGCCAUAACAGACACAAGAAGACUGAGAGAGAGAGAGAGAGAGAUUAGUUAGAGAGGUUAAGCGGGAUUAUUUCAGCCCCUAGCCAGUCGGACUUCAGCUUCGUGCUUCAUGUGGCACUAAGCACUAAAGCCACCUAACGCUCUUUUUCUUCGGAGCCAUCAAAAAUGGUGACGUCCUCAGUCUGUCGGGAGAGACUCACCCGACCCUGCUGGAUCAAAAAUUUCGGCAAGGACUCUCUUAACCCCUGGUGGUGCUCAAGGUAUGAGAGGAUCGUCCAUUGUCUUCUUCUGGAACCACCUGUGCCAUUCGCAGGCACCAUAAUGCUCCUCCAGAAGUGCUUGAUUGAUGUUGCGCCGUCGGUAUCUUGUCUGUGGGUCGAGGGGAAGCCCAGUCAGCCCAAGCCUGCACCCCACCCCGGAGAAUUGCCAUCUGCGACCCCUUGGCCUUCCGGCCGUUUUAUUUUUUUUUUUGCACGGCCGAAUUCUGGGAUUUUUUUUGCUGUCGCCGAGCCAAAAUGGAUUUCCAUCUUGCAAGAUGGAAAUUCUAAGAAGACUGAAGAAAGAAAGAAAAAAUAGUAGUUAA
This is a messenger RNA of Blepharisma stoltei, 2182 nucleotides long. Lineage: Eukaryota; Ciliophora; Heterotrichea; Heterotrichida; Blepharismidae. The record is from the annotation of a GenBank genome assembly.